Osmerus eperlanus (European smelt) is the source of this 2319-nucleotide messenger RNA. RefSeq names its product hyaluronan binding protein 2 (gene habp2). The transcript has 13 exons. Lineage: Eukaryota; Metazoa; Chordata; Actinopteri; Osmeriformes; Osmeridae. Gene Ontology annotation, molecular function: serine-type endopeptidase activity; calcium ion binding. Gene Ontology annotation, biological process: proteolysis; blood coagulation. Bases 74 to 1696 code for a protein of 540 amino acids. The record is from RefSeq and is a predicted model, not a curated record.
UCCCACGGUGCAUGAAUGCACAGUGUUGCACUGGGUCUGCGGUGCUCUGGUGCUUUCCAGGACUCACAGCAUCAUGGUGUCUCCUGUGGUUUUACUCCUAACCUUCUGUGUGUUGGCUGCACAUGGACAGUAUGACACGGAGGAUUACUAUUACGAAUAUGAAACCCCCACUGAAACAACAGAUGUGAGCUUCUCAGAUGUCUUAGAUGACUGGCUGUAUGAUCUCUUUGACCUCAAAGAUGAGUGUGAUCCCAAUCCAUGUCUCAACGGGGGUCGUUGUGAUACUGCCAAAGGCGGCUUUGUAUGUUCCUGCCCUGAACCCUACACAGGCAAGAAGUGUUCAAAAGUAAAAAACGUUUGCAAGAAUGCCAAGUGUGGCCGUGGCGACUGUCUUAUGACCAAAACUGCACCUUUCUACGAGUGCAAGUGUACAGCUCCCUACAAGCCACCUGCCUGCAGGAAAGCGUCUCCCUGUAAACCCAGCCCCUGUCUCAACGGAGGCUCCUGUGUAAAAGGCCGAACCAGGGCCUCCUUCAGCUGCAACUGUCCAGGCAACUACAGCGGGAAGUUCUGCCAAGUUGAUCCCAACGACUGUUACCAGGAAGAUGGGGAGAACUACCGGGGGACUGUGAGUGAGACAGAGGGAGGAGAGGACUGUCUCAACUGGAACUCCUUUUUCAUCUUGGAGAAAGGAGGGGACCCUUUCACAGACUACCCGGACUUUGAUGGUAUCGGCCCACACAACAACUGCAGAAACCCUGAUGGAGAUUCCAGACCCUGGUGUUUUGUCAACAAAAGAGGCAAACUCAGGUGGGACCACUGCAAUGUGAGGAGUUGCUCUGGCUCAGUUCAACCAACCCCCAUAACCAUCUAUGAGACAGAUGUCCCAGCCACAGGAAGCCCUACUCCUGCAGCAGAGUUCUCCCAGUGUGGGAAUCCCCAGCCCGUCCGCACGGCCAGGAUCUUUGGGGGGAUGAAGUCUCAACCUGGGGCCCAUCCUUGGCAGGUGUCCCUGCAGACAAGACCCGGUCAAGAUUCAGCCCAGUCCUUUAGCCACACAUGUGGAGGCAUCCUUAUUGAAUCCUGCUGGGUGCUCACGGCUGCCCACUGCAUUAAUGGUGGCAGUGCCAUGAGGGUGGUCUUAGGUGGAGUGGACAUAGAGAAGGAUGAGGAGUUUGACCAGACCAUUGAUGUGGAGAAAGCCAUCAUCCACGAGAAAUACAGAGAGGAAACGUUUGCUCUAUAUAACGACAUCGCUCUUCUCAAACUGAAGGGCAUGAACGGCCGCUGUGCCAAAGAGACUCGCUUUGUGAAGACGGCCUGUCUGCCCAACCACAAGUUUUCUGAUGGGACGGAGUGUGUCAUCUCAGGAUGGGGAGUCACAGAGACAAAGAAGUAUGGCAGUAAUCAGCUGCUGAACGCACGUGUGGUCCUGAUCUCCCAGGAUCGCUGCAAGAACCCUACUGUCUACGGAAAUGUCUUAGACAACAGCAUGUUCUGUGCUGGCAACCUAAAGGGAGGAGUGGACUCAUGUCAGGGUGACUCUGGUGGCCCCCUGGUGUGUGAGCAGAACGGGACCCAUUAUGUGACGGGAGUGGUGAGCUGGGGAGACGGCUGUGGGAAGAAGAACAAGCCAGGCGUGUACGCCGAUGUCACGCAGUUUGUCGACUGGAUCGCUGCUAAGAUAAUAGCAUAGGAGGGCUCAGCACGAGAAACAUUGAACCUCUUUUCCGGUUUGUUCUUAUGAAGGGAGUCAGGUGGCUGAGCGGUGAGGGAAUCGGGCUGGUAAUCCGAAGGUUGCCAGUUCGAUUCCCGGUCAUGCAAACUGACGUUGUGUCCUUGGGCAAGGCACUUCACCCUACUUGCCUCGGGGGGAAUGUCCCUGUACUUACUGUAAGUCGCUCUGGAUAAGAGCGUCUGCUAAAUGAUCAAAUCCAUGAAAGUUACAAUACCAAUACAUUGAAGUGACUCUCGAGUCGUUUAUUUUUCGGAUGUCAAAAACAAGCCUUUACCCCCAGUCCAGCUUUGAGUUCUUACCAUAGAGGCACCAGUACAUUCUCACAAAGCUGAACCUGCCAGACAAAUACACAGAUCUAAUAUCGCCUUAAUAUAGUUCUCAACAAGUAUUCUCAUAUGAGCGCCCAAAUACAGCACCAGACUAAAAUGACCUAACGGUUGUCAGUCUUACAGCUAUACCUUAUAAGAGUUACUUAUUGGUUCAACAAUGAAUCAAUCGUUGUCCAGACCUUAUUCAUGAUGCUUGAACCUGCAACCUGUCUGUUCAUAAAGAUAUAUAAAAUAAAUGAAUGAUUAAAUACA